AUGGCAAAAGUCCAGAUCCUGGAUGGAGGCCUCGGCACCUCCCUGGACGAUCUGUACAACAUAAAAUUCGACUCAAAAACAACCCCACUCUGGGCCUCCCACCUGCUAGUCAGCGACCCAACAACGCUGCAAGCAUGCCAACAAGACUUCGGCAACGCAGGAGUCGACAUCCUCCUAACAGCCACCUACCAAGUCUCCGCCGAAGGGUUCGCGCGGACAAAAACCGCCUCUUUCCCUGACGGGAUUCCGCGCAGCGCAAUGGGGCCUUAUCUCCGGCGCGCAGUCGACAUCGCCGAGCAAGCUAAAGCGAAUAGCGCGGGCAUUGCGCUCAGUCUUGGUCCGUACGGGGCGUGUAUGAUCCCCGGGCAGGAGUAUAGCGGGGCGUAUGAUGCCGAGCAUGAUUCUGAGGAGGCGUUGUAUGCUUGGCAUUUGGAUCGAUUGCGGAUGUUUGCUGCGGAGGGGCUUGUUUCGCGGUUGCGGUAUGUGGCGUUUGAGACGGUGCCGAGGGUUGAUGAGGUGAGGGCUGUUCGGAGGGCGAUUCGGGAUUCCGGGUUUGGGGUGCCGUUUUGGAUUGCUUGUGUUUUUCCGGAGGGGGAUGAGCUGCCGGAUGGGAGUUCUGUGGAGCGGGCUGUGGAGGCUGCUGUUGGGCCGUUGGAGGGGGGUGAGAUUCCUUGGGGGAUUGGGAUUAAUUGCACUAAGAUGCAUAAACUUGCUGGGCUGGUGGAUUUGUUUGGUCGGGCUGUUGAUGGGGCUGUUGAGGCCGGGCAGAUAUCUUUGGUUCCGAACUUGGUUUUGUAUCCUGAUGGGACGAAUGGGGAGGUUUACAAUACUACGACUCAGAUUUGGGAGAAAGUGGAUGGCGGGUUGAGUGACGAUCGUCCUUGGGAGGACCAAUUGGCACAAGUGGUUGAUGAAGCCUACGCAAAAGGGCCCUUCACUUCAUUCCUUGUGGGUGGAUGUUGCAAGGCUUCCUAUCAUGAUAUCAAGAAACUUGGACUAAAGUUCAAAAAAAGUUGA
Molecule: messenger RNA, 1017 nt
Organism: Penicillium paradoxum
Lineage: Eukaryota; Fungi; Ascomycota; Eurotiomycetes; Eurotiales; Aspergillaceae
Product: homocysteine S-methyltransferase family protein
Exons: 2
Coding region: 1-1017 (338 amino acids)
Biological process (GO): S-methylmethionine cycle
Molecular function (GO): S-adenosylmethionine-homocysteine S-methyltransferase activity
Source: RefSeq, a predicted model, not a curated record